AUGCCGUUUAAGAAAUUUUUUACUUCAUCAUCUUCAUCUUCAUCUUCAUUAGUUGAUGAUCAAUCUAAGAAAUCAAAUAAUGAACAACAACAAGUACAUCAUCAACAUCAACAACAUCAACAACAUCAACAACAGCCGCAACACCCACAAAGUCAAUCACAGCCUCAUAGAUCAUUAUUAAAUCAAAGGAAUAAUAGAUCAAGUUCUCCACUUUCAACUACAAGUUCAAUAAAUUCCACAAGAAUUGUAAAUCCAAAUCAACAACAGAAAAAUGGUACAUCAAAUUCACAAAAUUAUGUAAAUAGUAAUAAUAAUAAUCAUAAUAAUUUAGCUGGAAUAAAUAAUCAACAUUCAUCAUCUAAACAAAGUUUAAAUCAUUAUAAUAGCAAUAAUAAUAAUCAUCAACAACAAUAUAAUAAUGGAGGUAGUUCAACCACAUUAAAUAAUAAUUAUUCACCAUCUUCUUCAAGUUCAGAUAUGUCUAAAGAUUCAAAUAUAAAUGGAAAUAAUCAUCAUCAUUUAUCAUUAAAGAGAUUUUUAAAAAAAUUCAAGAAUAAUAAUAAUGAUAGUUCAGAUAGUUUAUCAUCUCAUAAACAUAAACCAACUUCUAAAAUUGGUAAACCUGACCCCAUUCAUCCAACUGCUGAUUUGUUUAAAAAAUAUGGUACACCUGGUAAAUUAUUAGGUACAGGAGCAAGUGGAUCAGUUAAUUUAUUAACUUCUAAAAAUGAUCCUAACAAAAUAUAUGCUGUUAAAAAAUUUAGAAGUAGAUUACCAGCAGAACAAGAAAGUGAUUAUCAAACAAAAGUUCAAAAUGAAUAUAAAGUGGGGGAAUACUUAGUUCAUCAAAAUAUUAUACAUACAUUUGAAUUAAUCAAAGAUUAUUCAAUAACAAACAAAUAUAUAAAAGAUCCUGAUUAUUAUAUAGUUAUGGAAUAUUGUUCAUAUGAUUUUUUCAAUUUGGUAAUGUCAGGAUUAAUGAAUACAAAUGAAAUAUUUUGUUAUUUCAAACAAAUUAUAAAUGGUGUUCAUUUUUUACAUGAAAAUGGUUUAGCUCAUAGAGAUUUAAAAUUAGAUAAUUGUGUUGUUAACAAUAAUGGUAUAUUAAAAUUAAUUGAUUUUGGAUCAGCUGUACAAUUUAGAAAAGAAGUUCCUAAUGGUUAUUAUAUUACAGAAAAUGAUAUAAUGUUAAGUCCAAAACAUAAAUUAAUUAGAGCAAGAGGUGUUGUUGGAUCAGAUCCUUAUUUAUCACCAGAAGUUUUUGAACCUUUAGGUGUUGGGUAUGAUCCAAGAGUUGCUGAUGUUUGGUCCAUAGCUAUAAUAUAUUGUUGUAUGAUUUUGAAAAGGUUUCCAUGGAAAUUACCAAAAUUAAGUGAUCCAUCAUAUAGGUCAUUUGUUGGCCCUCAAUUAAAUCCAGGUAAUAAUGUUGAAGAUGAUAUGAAUAAUCUAACAAUAGAUUCAAGACAUGCUCAUCAUCCCGUAACAGUUGGACCAGAAAAAUUAUUAAGAUUAUUACCAGCAGAUUCAAGAUCAUUAAUUAAAAAUAUGUUAAUAUUAGAUCCCAAAAGAAGAUAUCUUAUGUCUGAUGUAUCUAAUGAUCCAUUUAUUCAAAGUAUUAGUGAAUGUAAAGUUAUUGGUGAAAAAAAUGUUGAUGAACAUACUAUAAAAUCUGAAAAUCAUGAACAUCAUUUAAUUACUGAAGAUGAUUUAAAAAAAAUUACUGCGGAAAGAGAAAGAGCUAAAAGAUUAAAAGAAGCAGGGAUGACUUAA
Molecule: messenger RNA, 1770 nt
Organism: Lodderomyces jiufengensis
Lineage: Eukaryota; Fungi; Ascomycota; Pichiomycetes; Serinales; Debaryomycetaceae
Product: putative serine/threonine protein kinase
Exons: 1
Coding region: 1-1770 (589 amino acids)
Biological process (GO): intracellular signal transduction; protein phosphorylation
Molecular function (GO): ATP binding; protein serine/threonine kinase activity
Source: RefSeq, a predicted model, not a curated record